AGCUGGCUGGACUCGAGACUGUCCUGGAACCCGGACGACUACGAUGGUCUCAAGCAUAUCCGGCUUCCGGGAGACCAAGUUUGGAGACCCGACAUCCAGCUCUACAACGACGACGGGAAACAAGGCGCAGCAUCUGCCAUCAACGCGAACCACGACGACCCCGUGAACGCCGUCGUGACGAGCGACGGCCGCGUCCUCUACGUGCCCGUCGUCCUCCUCUCGGCCAUCUGCAUGUCCAUGGACUUCACCAACUGGCCCUACGACGUCCACUCCUGCAGCCUCAAGUUCGGCUCCUGGACCUUCGACGGCUACUCGCUCGACCUCGAGGUCUCCGAGCUCAACCAGGACACCACGACGGGACUGAAGUACCUGGACACUCCUGCCAAUUGGAAAUUGCGCAUGGACAGAGGAGAACGACUGUCGACGACUUACGCGUGCUGCCCCGAGCCGUACGUCAGUGUCAACUUCCCCUACACAGUGUGCCGAGUGCCUAAGCACGUGGAAAACACGUUGCUCACGCCUUUGCACAUUGUGGUCGUGUUGACCCUGGUGGCCUUCUGGACAUCUGCAGCCACCACAGUGGGUGUGUGUCUCGUCAACUCGGGCAUCCUCAUUGCCAUGCUGCAGUUUCAUGCCUCAGGGAUCCCUUCAUCAGAGACCAACAUGCCUUCCAUCAUUCACUUCUCGGCAAACCUACUCAAGUUGCAAGUUGCCCUUGUUGUCUGGACGUGUCUGGGACUGGGUCUGGUGACUCUGGUGCUGUGGAUACCACCUGUGGCAGCCCUAGUGCGCCGAUUACACACUGAUGGUGGCAUCCUGGCCACACUGUGCUGCUGGGGCAUAUACUUCACACCUGCUGGCACUGCCGCUGGCCCUGGGGCCCAUGUUUCCUUGCGACGCGUCAACGACGGCGACACCGACGGUCUGGCCAGCAGCCUCGCCACGGAACACGAACAGCAGCAUCACGACGACGAAGCGGGGUCAUCCGGGCUCAGCCCGACGUGUGACCCGAAACCCCAGCACCGACGACCUGACCCGACCUCGACCUUGUUCCUGCACAGGGUGCUUCACAUGCUCGUGUUCGUCGGCUUCCUCGCAGCGAUCGUCUCCUUUUUCGCCGUCUUCUGGCCCGUGGCACUCGACGAAAAUUGUUCUGAGGACUGACAUCUAUUUAGCGUGAAUGACAUGCCUCUCAGUGAAUCAUGUCUCUUAUUCCUUGGUGUAGAUGACGCUCCAAUGCGAUUCGCACCUCACUCCGAGUUUCACCGUAUUACAAUCCAUGAUUUUGAAAAUGCUUCGAAAAAAAAAAUUGAAAUUGUAGAACUGCAUUGAACUAAAAAUUGGAAAAUUGUCGGCGGUUUGUCUUAUUGUUGUCUGGGUGAAAAUACACGCGUAAAUGCGAGUAAUAAAUUAUUUCAACCACAGAUUAAAAACCCAUUUAAUUUAUCAAAAUGUUCUUCUGUUUUUUUACAGUAUCACCUUGUUUAAAUCAUCCCCGGGAAUACCGUCUAUGUGUCAUUUGAUCUGAUGCAAUUGGAAAUACUUUCGGAAACAUUUUACGAACAUGUAGAAAUUUCAUGUGAGAGGUAUUUUGGAAGAGGUCACUCUGAAGAGGAAAGGAAAUUCCUUGCAAAUUUGUUUGUCGGAAGCAAUCAUUUCUUGCAGCUGUAUACUGUAUAUAUAACACGCGAGGUAUGCAGUACUGUUCGUACUUUGUUGCGUAGAAUGUGUGUGUGUCUCUUGAUAAUUGACCUUAUCAUCGUGCAUCCAACUUGACAAAUGGAAUUUUUCCAAUUUGCGGUUCUUCUCGUUCGACCACAUCAAUUCGCUUUGACUGCUGUAAUGAAAUUUCGGG
Molecule: messenger RNA, 1855 nt
Organism: Notodromas monacha
Lineage: Eukaryota; Metazoa; Arthropoda; Ostracoda; Podocopida; Cyprididae
Source: the annotation of a GenBank genome assembly